UCUGUUUAUCAUGAGGUGCGUCAACAGUUUGGCAGGAAUUACGAACUGGGGAAGAAGCAGUAUUGAGCAGGUUACAGUUUCUGGGCGACAAACGGAUGUGCUCUUGUACUUUUGAAACGGGUAUAUGUUUUCCACAAUCAGCCAUAAAUGGAGGGACUGCACGAAUCCUUGUCAGGCUCUUCUUCAGCCAAGGAGCAGGAUGAGCGGCAGAUGGUGUCUCUUUCUGCAGCCGAAUGUGAACUAUUUAGGAAGCUGCAGAACAGUACCUUAAAGAAAGAAUUAUACACUGGGAGGUGUGUGGAGCCAUGUUUUGAAGAUUAUCAGUUGAUUGGGGACAGCCUAUUACUCAGAUUUUCAGAACAGUUACUUUUUUACAAAUGUAAAACAGAUGAGUACAAUGGUGCCCGUGCCCUUGGUCUGUGUGUCAGCGGCCAGACAGUUGGCGAACUUUUGAGAAGAGUUGUCAGUGAAAUGUACCCGAUUUCAAAGAAGGUGAUCCUUCUGAUAGGAACAAAUGAUAUGCUUAGGGAUACAAAAAUGGACCUUAUGAAGAGGAAACUUAGACGUGUUGUGAAAGAGCUGACACUACGCACAGAAAAAAUAAUUGUGUUGACCCUUCCCCCAGUGCCUCGGCUCUCACAUAAGCCCGAUCACUGGCAGCGCCUUGACGAUUACAAUACAUGCAUCAAAGGACGGGAAAAGUAUAAGAAUGUUGUAGUGGCAGACAUCACAAGCCUAUUCCUGAUCGGUCCACAAAGAUGCCGCACUGACUGCUAUGAGCUUUUUUAUUCUGGAACAAGACGUCCGGACAGAGUGCACCUAAAUAGGGCAGGGCUUCAGAAAAUUCACAGUUUUCUUCUGCAGAAGCAGCUAUUGAAUGACUAGACUGGUGACUGGGCAGCAUUUAUGAUUGCAUUUCUGCCUAUGACUCAUCUACAUUUUGUGCACUGAACAGUGGCAGUAAACAGAUGCAGUUGACAAGCUGUGUCCCGCCAUCACUUUUAUUCCACUCUGGACUCUUGCAUUAAUUUUAAUUUAAUUUUUAGUAUUGCUCCACCUGGAGAGGUUAAAGUUUCAACUGUUUACACAUUGUCAUCUGCAUUGAAUAAAUGUUUUGUUUAUUGCACAGGAGUUACAACUGACUGAAGUAGUUUCAGUGCCCAUUAUGAGGUUGUUCCAAGUGAAAAUUUCUUCUUACAAUGCUCAGCAGUCUUUGUGCAUGUGAAAAUAUUUUGCUUAAAUGAUUUAAGCAUACAAUUUUGAAAACUGUCAAGUGGUUAGCUUUUUUUAAGCUACUGCUCUGUAAU
Molecule: messenger RNA, 1307 nt
Organism: Schistocerca cancellata (South American locust)
Lineage: Eukaryota; Metazoa; Arthropoda; Insecta; Orthoptera; Acrididae
Exons: 7
Coding region: 148-885 (245 amino acids)
Source: RefSeq, a predicted model, not a curated record